Molecule: messenger RNA, 3491 nt
Organism: Anopheles gambiae (African malaria mosquito)
Lineage: Eukaryota; Metazoa; Arthropoda; Insecta; Diptera; Culicidae
Product: MOXD1 homolog 1
Exons: 7
Coding region: 1072-3324 (750 amino acids)
Biological process (GO): octopamine biosynthetic process; dopamine catabolic process; norepinephrine biosynthetic process
Cellular component (GO): secretory granule membrane
Molecular function (GO): copper ion binding; dopamine beta-monooxygenase activity
Source: RefSeq, a predicted model, not a curated record
GCGCACGCAGCCUACAGCAAAGCCUCGGUACCCGGCAAGCUCGCAAGAGGUGCGUUCUAGCGAAGUGCGUCGCUCUAUACACGGUUUGUUCGCGCGCGUCCUUUUCAACGGUGAACGAGUGAGUGUAGUUUUUUGUUGUUGUAGUUCCAGUCAACUUCGCGCGAAAUAGGUGGGGGUGAGGGUUUUUCGAUCUAGCCACGAUCGAGCUUUACGGCCCCCAAGAUAAGCCUAAUUAAGCGGGGCCCCCACGAUCGAUAAGUGAAUAAUUCGGCACCCGCGCUGUUUUCCGCCCGCUGCUGCUGCUGCUGCUGCCGUUUGUGAUUAUAUUAUUCGCUUCACCUUCGGCACUGGAGCUGCGUAAAACAAAAGGGAAGAAACAGUGAUUGCUGGGUGCCUGGCCGGGUGUAAGGAAUUACAACAAAUUCUUCCCAGCAAAAACCCCCCCGCGGGGAGCAAUCUAGGGAGGCUGUUCUUCUAGUUGCGUGGAUGCUGCUCGCGUGUGUGUGUGUGUCUAUUUUUUCGCGUUUUUUCACUCCCCAAAACGGCCCUCGGAGUGUGGUUCAGUGAAGCGAAGUUUCGGUAGAGUGUAAAUUAUUGUUGAUGGUAUAAUUAAAGCAAAUAAGUGCUUGAUUAUUAUCCCUUGCCCAAUAAUUCGAUCUUUGUUUUGAGCGCUAGUUGAUGCUACUGGAAAGGCUGCGAAACGAAGACGAACCGUGUAUGUGUGCGUGUGUUUGUGUGUGUGUAAUUGUGCCAAGUGAUCGAUUGGAAGUGUGCAGUGUGAGAAGAGGGAAAAGGUACAACCUCUAAGCUUCCUCUAUAUCAUCCGGCGUUGUGCGGAAAGAAUCAGCUUACUAGUGAUCGCUUUUAGCCCUUUUGUGAGAAACAGGAGGAGACUAAGUCCUCAUCCGAUACCAAUAUCAAUGCCAUGCUGCCUCUUCUGCACUGUGCCGUUGAAUGUGUGUGAAAAAAGUAUCCAAUUGCUAAAAUAAAGUGUGUAAAACAAAGGAAGAUAUAAAUCGGCAAACCCUGCCCUGGCCGGAAUUUGCGAAUAAAGCUCCUGCCCCAAUCAUAAUGGCACUUUGCGUUCGAAAGGCUCGCGAACCGUGCUACGGUCCAUUAGCUAAUUAUAAGCAACCGUCAGGGUGGCUGGCGGCGGCGGCGGCACCACCCGCCAGACUGCUGCUGCUGCUGUCGACGAUGCUGCUGACGCUGCCAGCAGUCCACGGGAUGGGGCUGGCAGCGACAGUGCCGUCGAAGAUCGAACCAGUCCAUCAUCGCUGGACGCGCUCGGAAGCGAUGGACCCGAACGGGCUGUACACGCUCGACUGGCACAUCGACCAGAAGGACAUCGUGUUCACGGCGACCGCCAACACGCGCGGCUUUAUGGGGCUCGGCUUUUCCCACCGGUCGGAGCAUAUGGCCGGGUCGGAUCUGGUGCUGGUGUGGGUCGACGAUCGCACCGGGAAACCGAACGUGCUGGAUUGCCAUGGUUCGAAAGACAAUCAUCACAUGCCGGUACAGGACGAUACGCAAAACUAUCACAUCGAGAGUGGAUUCCAGAACCUAACGCACACUAGCGUUACCUUCCGGCGGGCACUUGAGACGUGUGAUCCUCACGAUGUAAUCAUUGGUUCCGAUACGAUGAAGAUCCUGUGGUCGUACGGUGACCGGGACCCGGUAGCCGGCAGUCUAAAGGGGCACAGCGGUAACCGUGGCGCCCGGUCGAUCCACUUUCUCGGUCCAAUGUUUCGCCGACCGGCGGAUGCAUUGCAACGGGACGACCUGCGGCAAUGGGACGUGACGGUGAAGAACGUGUCCAUCGAUACGAGCAUGGAUACGCUGUACUGGUGCAAGAUACUGAAGGCACCGACACUGCGCGAGAAGCAUCACAUCAUCGGUUACGAGGCACUGCUGACGAAGGAAAGCUCCACGAAACAGCCACUGGUUCACCACAUGACACUGUUCGAGUGUUCCACCAACUCGUACCCCGGUUCCGACCCGAACUCCUGGGACGUGUGGGUAAAGAGCAGCGGGGCGGUCUGCAACAGCAAUCUCCUGACGCCCCGCGACUGGGACUCGUGUAUCACACCGAUCGCUACCUGGGGCGUCGGUGCAUCGGGCCAGUUCCUGCCCGAGCACAUCGGCAUCCCGAUCGGGGGCGAUAAGGGCGCGCCGAAAUAUUACAUGCUCGAGGUGCACUACGACAAUCCGCGCGCCAAGCGCGUGCUGGACCAUUCCGGCUUUCGUAUCCACUAUACGCGCCACGUGCGCAAGCAUGACGCCGGCAUGAUGAUAUCCGGCGUGUCCGUGUCCGACACGCAGAUGAUUCCGCCCGGCCAGAAGCUGUACCGCAACGUCGGCAUCUGCGGUCCGUCCUGCACCGGGGCGGUCUUUCCGGCCGAGGGCAUUAACAUCGUGUCGGCCGCACUGCACUCGCACGUGGCGGGCAGAAAGAUGAAGCUGCGGCAUGUGCGGGACGGCAAGGAGCUGCCACGGAUCGUGGAGGACGACAACUACAACCAUAACUUCCAGCAGGUCCGCCAGCUGGAAAACGAAACGAGCGUACUGCCGGGAGACUAUCUCAUUACCGAUUGUGCCUACGAGACUGUCGGUCGACGACGGCCCACGCUCGGUGGCUACUCGACCAAGCAGGAGAUGUGCCUGUCGUUCAUCACCUACUAUCCGAAAAUCGAACUAGCCGGCUGCUACAGCAUGACGCCGGUGAAAGAGUUCUUCGAAACGUUCGGCGUGUUUCAGUUCUACGCAAUGAACAUGACCGACGUGGAGAAUCUGUUCCUGUACAAUGGCAACAUACUGGACCUGCUGCCGACGACCGUGUUUCCCAACUUCGCACCCGGCGGUGACGUCGACGACGAGCAGAACCAGCUCGCAAUCAAGGCGCUGCAGAAUGCGAAAGACUACAGCGUCAUUGACGAGGAGGACGUGCUGUACAAGGAAUCGAUACUGAACAAGCUGAUCAUAUCCGAUCCGGUCGAGUUUCACGACCGCACCUUCCUGUCGCACCUGAACCAGCUGCCCUGGUCGGAGCCACUGUUUACGAGGCGCGUCGAGCAGAGCAUCCUGACCGGGAAGCACAUGACGUUCUGUCGCGUUUCGAGCGAUUCUAUUUCUGUGGCGUCGGAAAUAUUUAAGUAUCCCGUCUUUGACACGUUCGUGAAGGCACCGAGCCAAUGCCCGUACCAUCUGUUCAUGGAGUUUGCGGACCACACCUCCGCCGCGACCAAACAGAUGUCCAGCACGAAGCUGCUCGUGCUCUUCCUAUUAAUACUGUAUCGACGGUUUUGUACGGGCGACUACCAUUAGCACCUACCAUCCACCAUCCAUCACCAACGACUUGGGGGUGAAAGUUGCGUUUCGUGGAAAAUCUGACUCCCUGCGACUUCUGACGGGAAAUCGCUCUCAACGAAGAGCAGAGGGGGUUGCUUGUUGAAUGCGGUCCCGCGACCGGCACACUGUUACUUAUACUUCUU